AUGGAUGAGGCAAGGCCUCAGUAUGCGGCGACAUCCUCGCCAGAUGUCGAGGAGCAUAUGAGUGUCGGCCGCUACAUCUCAACUCGUAUUUCCUCUCUCGUGCCUCCGAUGAAUCCCGCGCCGAACCCUUUCAAGGCCCUGACACUGCUUAACCGGACUCAGUGGCUUAAUUUCUUGGUCGCGUUUCUUGGAUGGUCUUGGGACUCGUUCGACUUCUUCACCGUCUCACUUACUACCUCCGAGCUUGCCGAAUCAUUCGAUAAAUCCGUGACCGACAUUACAUGGGGAAUCACCCUAGUGUUGAUGCUGCGAUCCGUCGGUGCGAUCACCUUUGGAAUCGCGUCCGAUCGAUGGGGCCGUAAAUGGCCCUUCAUCGUCAACCAGCUGCUCUUCGUGGUCCUCGAGCUCGGCGGCGGUUUCUGCCAAACUUAUAAACAGUUCCUGGCCUGUCGCGCCUUGUUUGGAAUUGCCAUGGGUGGCCUGUAUGGUAAUGCAGCUGCUACCGCGCUGGAGGAUUGCCCGCCUGCUGCCCGUGGUAUAAUUUCAGGACUCUUGCAGCAAGGUUAUGCUUUUGGAUAUCUGCUAGCCACGGCUUUCGCUAGAGGUCUUGUGGAUACUACCCCGCAUGGAUGGCGGCCGCUGUUCUGGUUUGCGGCUGGUCCACCAGUCUUGAUUAUUAUCUUCCGGUUGUUCCUAGGCGAAACCGAGACUUUCCGUCGACGUCAGGAGGCGCGGCAGGAAGUGCGCGGAGGUGUUGCGGCGUCGUUCAUGUCAGAAGGGAAGGUUGCACUGCAGCGGCAUUGGCUGAUGCUCAUAUACUUGGUUCUGCUUAUGUCCGGGUUUAAUUUCAUGUCACACGGAUCUCAGGAUCUGUACCCGACCAUGCUGGAGAACCAGUUCAAAUUCUCAAAGAAUGCAGUCACUGUCACACAAGUCGUCGCCAACCUGGGGGCUUUGUCAGGUGGCAUAUUAUGCGGCUGGGCCAGUCAGAUCUUCGGUCGCCGGUUCUCUAUCAUCGCCAUCUCCAUCGUUGGCGGCGCCUUGCUCUACCCUUACACAUUUGUCCAGAACAAGAAUGUCAUUGCUGCAGCCUACUUCGAGCAGUUUAUGGUCCAGGGUGCAUGGGGUAUAGUCCCCAUCCACCUUAUGGAGCUAUCGCCAGGACCUAUCCGCACCUUCGCCGUUGGCACAGCCUACCAACUCGGAAACUUGGUCUCCUCCGCUAGCUCGACUAUUGAAUCAACCAUCGGUGAACGCUUCCCGUUGCCUCCAACUGCAACAGUCCCCCACCGUUACGAGUACGGCAAGGUCAUCUGCAUCUUCAUGGGCUGUGUUUUUGCCUAUGUUAUUUUGAUUACAAUUGCUGGGCCAGAGCGUUUGGGUCGUAACUUCGACGCUGAGCAUGAUGCGGACCUCCAGGAGGUUGCUGCUCACCGCGGCCUCAAUACCAAGGGGGACUUUGGGGAAGAUCCCGAGAAGGCUAGAACUUCUAUUGUGCCGUAG
Messenger RNA from Penicillium verrucosum, 1503 nucleotides. RefSeq names its product sugar transporter family protein. NCBI's taxonomy places the organism in Eukaryota, Fungi, Ascomycota, Eurotiomycetes, Eurotiales, Aspergillaceae. The transcript is spliced from 3 exons. The record is from RefSeq and is a predicted model, not a curated record. Gene Ontology annotation, biological process: plasma membrane lactate transport. Gene Ontology annotation, cellular component: plasma membrane. The coding region runs from base 1 to 1503 and encodes 500 amino acids. Gene Ontology annotation, molecular function: secondary active monocarboxylate transmembrane transporter activity.